UCUGUUCUUUUAGUAUAGUUUUAUGUAGUAUUUUAAUAUAAUAUAUAUCAUAAGAUAAUAAAUCAGCUUUCUGAGAAAAUGGUGUCAAGCCUCAUGUCUCCACACAUGGGGAGUCCUCAACAGACUGGGACAACUGAGACAUUAUUAAAAAGCAGCUUGUGGAGUGUACAAUCAGCCCUUUAAAAUCCUAUGGCUGGUGUCAUCUGUGUAGCCACAGCAGCCAGUAUGAGUUUUGGGCAGACUUAGCUGCCUGCCACAGCAGUGAUACCUGCACGUGCUGGCAGUGUGUCCAUCCACUGUCCUGUGCACUUGCCCAUGGGACAAUCCCCAGCAUGGAAAUGGCAGGUGGGAGUCACAAAUGCACUGCACCAUAAAGCCAGGGCUGCAGCCAGCAAUCACAUACAAAGGAAGACUUAAAAUCAGAAACACUGUUCAACAUUUUCUUCCAUACUGUUUUGUUACAGAAAUGGAGGGAGUGAAAAAACAUGCUUCAGCAAGAACACAGACACAUAAUCACUUUGUGAGCUCUGGUAAACAGCUGAAUAUCUGGUUUCACUUCUUUACACACGUCCAGACUGCUUGUAGAGGUGGGGCUGGACUGUGAGGUGGUGACACUCUAGCAUUAGGACAAACUGGAGACUUCAGCAGGAGCGAGCUGUGGAAGCUUUGUGUCAUGGAAGCAGCACCUGGACUUCUGCCACUGAGAGGUCCCCUAAAAUUCAGUUGUGUCAUAGAAGCAGGAGGUUUUCACGAGGUACCAAUUACUGCAUGGUGGGGAAUGUCCCUCGAGUAAGAGCAAAGCGUUUAAGAAAGGGGAAGUGGUACUCAGGCUCUCUUGUCUCUCUGAGCGAGUGCACAGCUAAGAUGAUGAUGGUCACUUGCCUGCUCCUCUCCUGUGUCUGGACCACUGCUCCAGCCUCUGUGCAGGUGACGAACAGAAAGGUCCAGUCAGUCCAGGCAGGAGGAAAUGUUACUUUUUCAUGCCGGUCAGUCACGAAAGAAGAUGUGAUACAGGUGACAUGGCAGAAGGAGAUGGAUGGAGCUGAAGACAACAUAGCAACUUAUAGUAGGAUGAAUGGCCAAAAAAUAGCCAAGGCCUAUGUAAGCCACAUGAGUUUUGCCCACAGCGAGUUGCAAGCCUCAGCCAUCUCCCUUCAUGGAGUCACCCUCCAAGAUGAAGGAUGCUACAAAUGCAUCUUCAACACAUUUCCCUCAGGGGCUGUCACUGGCAGGACGUGUCUCAAGGUUUAUGCCAUCUCGGACCCCAGAGUGGAAACUAAGCUUAUAUCCACUCCAGGCAAAGCUGAGGACUCUGAGAAAAUGGUGGGGAUGAGCUGCUCAGCAACAGGGAAACCAGCUCCAAAAAUAACCUGGCACCUCCCCAGCAUCCUGCAGCAGAAGCCAAGGGAGUACCACAUAAAGUUCAGCAACCAGACCGUGACUGUCAUCAGUAAUUUUACCCACACCCACUCCAAAAUCCUUCAGGAGUACCCCAUCACCUGCAUGAUCCAACACCCUUCUCUAAAUGUGACUCUGGUCCUUCCCACAGACAGCCUGGAGCAGGGUCCAGACAGCAGCAUGGCACUGGCCAUUGCCAUUGCACUGGGGGUCCUAGUCCCCCUGACCUCCCUUAUCCUUCUCACCUGCCUCUUCUACCGCUGCCUCAGGCACCUACAUGACCCAGAGAGAAACCCAACCUGGCCCUGCUGGGUAGGUCUGCCUUUCCUCAGGAUGCUGCCACAUUCACCCCCACAGGUCUUGGGGUUCAAUGCCAUGACCUGGCUCUGCCCAACCACACCAGGGCUGCCUGAACACUGCCCAAGCCAGGCUGAAACUGGGCUGGAGCGGGACACAGGAAUGACCCCAGACAGCUGGGAAGGUGAAACCUGA
Molecule: messenger RNA, 1890 nt
Organism: Passer montanus (Eurasian tree sparrow)
Lineage: Eukaryota; Metazoa; Chordata; Aves; Passeriformes; Passeridae
Product: OX-2 membrane glycoprotein-like
Biological process (GO): regulation of immune response; negative regulation of macrophage activation
Molecular function (GO): cell-cell adhesion mediator activity
Source: RefSeq, a predicted model, not a curated record